Colletotrichum spaethianum is the source of this 222-nucleotide messenger RNA. RefSeq names its product dynein light chain, cytoplasmic. Lineage: Eukaryota; Fungi; Ascomycota; Sordariomycetes; Glomerellales; Glomerellaceae. Gene Ontology annotation, molecular function: dynein light intermediate chain binding; dynein intermediate chain binding. Bases 1 to 222 code for a protein of 73 amino acids. The transcript has 5 exons. The record is from RefSeq and is a predicted model, not a curated record. Gene Ontology annotation, biological process: cilium assembly; microtubule-based process. Gene Ontology annotation, cellular component: cytoplasmic dynein complex.
AUGCAGCAGGAGUCCAUUGAAGUCGCCCAGGAGGCCAUGGCCAAGUUCACCAUCGAGAAGGAUAUCGCCCAGCACAUCAAGCGAACCUUCGACGAGCGCAAGGGCCCUACAUGGCACUGCAUUGUCGGUCGCAACUUUGGCAGCUUUGUGACCCAUGAAACUAAGCACUUUAUCUACUUCUACCUCGGCCACUGCGCGAUUCUCCUUUUCAAGACCCAAUAG